Molecule: messenger RNA, 2684 nt
Organism: Uranotaenia lowii
Lineage: Eukaryota; Metazoa; Arthropoda; Insecta; Diptera; Culicidae
Product: protein no-on-transient A-like
Exons: 5
Coding region: 149-1840 (563 amino acids)
Biological process (GO): regulation of DNA-templated transcription
Cellular component (GO): nucleus
Molecular function (GO): RNA binding
Source: RefSeq, a predicted model, not a curated record
UAGGCUGUGGUGGACGUUGUCGCAAGUUUGUCCCUCUAGUUUUCUACUUUGAAUCUGAAGUGAAGUGAAUAGGUUGAGGUUACUGUGAGCGUGUGUGAUUCGGUGGAAAGUGGUGAUCGAAUUUGUGUUGAAAGCCGGUGUUUGAAACAUGGAAGUCGCUAAACCGGAAGUGAAUGGCAACCCGUUGCCCCAGCGGCAGCAGAAUAACCAGGGCGGUCCUCAAGGAGGCCAGCAGCAGGGCAAUCAAAACCAAAACCAAAACCAAGGUGGCGGCGGUGGUGGUCCGAACAAGGGCAACCAAAAUCAGAACCGCAAUAACCAGAACCAGGGUGGUAAGAAAGGAGGUGGCCGGUUCAACAACCGGAAUAAUCAGAACAACCAGAAUCAAAACCAGAACCAGCAAGGUGGAAACCAGGGAGGAAACUUCCAGGGCAAUAAUAACCAGCAAGGAGGUGGAGACCGUGACGGAAAUCAGAACCAAGGAGGCGGCGGUGGCGGUGGAGGCCAACACGGUGGCCCAAAUCGUGGUGGCGGCGGCCCGAACCGCGGUGGACCCCGGAACCGGAACCAAGAUGGCGACCAAAGCUUUGAUCGUCGCCGUAGUGGUCCGAAUGAGAUGUACUUCAUCAACGAGAAGCUGCGCAUGUUGCAGGGACCCCUACUUGAGUUGCCCCCGAUCGAAGCGGGAGAUUUCAAAUUUUCCAGCCGCAAUCGGCUUUACAUCGGUAAUUUGACCAACGAUGUCACCGAAGAGGAAAUGACCGAACUGUUCCGCCCGUACGGUGAAAUCACGGAAGUUUUCCUGAACAAGGAAAAAAGCUACGCCUUUGUGCGUGUAGACUACUUCUCCAAUGCCGAGAAAGCCAAGCGGGAAUUGGAUGGAACCUCCCGGAAGAAUCGCAUCCUGCGAGUUCGUUUUGCUCCUAAUGCAACUGCCCUCCGGGUGCGAAAUCUUACCCCGUUUGUCAGCAACGAGCUGUUGUACAGAGCAUUCGAGGUAUUCGGACCUCUGGAGAAGGCUUCGGUGCAGGUUGACGAGCGUGGCAAAUCCACUGGCGAAGGUAUCGUAGAGUUCAAGACCAAACCGGGUGCGAUGGCCGCCCUGCGUUUCUGUACCGAAAGGUGCUACUUCCUAUCAGCGUCUCUGCGACCUGUCAUCGUAGAACCGCACACCUACCAGGACGAUACCGAUGGUCUACCCGAGAAGUCACUGCCCAAGAAAAUCCCAGACUUCAUGAAGGCGCGACAGAAUGGACCCCGUUUCGCCGAGAUUGGCUCCUUCGAGCACGAAUACGGCCAACGCUGGAAGCACAUGCAUGAACUGUACAAGCAGAAGGCCGAGUCGCUAAAGCGCGAGAUGAUCAUGGAAGAAGAGAAGCUGGAGGCUCAAAUGGAAUUCGCCCGUUAUGAGCACGAAACCGAGCAGCUCCGAGAACAGCUGCGCCAGCGGGAGCAGGACCGAGACCGCCAAAAGGCUGAGUGGGAAAUGAAGGAACGUCAAGCCACAGAAGCUAAACAACGUAAUGACAUCCAGAUGAAGCACGACGUUGAGGAAAUGCAGAACCGCAUCAAGCGCACCGAUGAGGAACUUUACCGCCGACAACAGGAGAACAACAUCUUCAUGCAGAAUCAACAGAUGGGUGGCCCGAUGCCCGAUAACGAUGACCGCCGGCAGUUUGAAAUGGGUGGUGGUAACAACUUUGGUGGAAUGGUAAGUCGAUUCGUUUCAUUCUUCUUUAGUUCCGUCGUUGAAUCAGCAAUCAACGAUAACUCAUCUUGGAGAUCAAACUUUUAUCACCCGCCGAUGCCCCUUGAUCUCACAAAUCUUGGGGUCGGCUGAAACUUUCGUUUGCCAAAAAAAAACCAAAAAAGUAACCCCUGGAAUGUGAGAGAGACCCUCUGAGUACGAUCUUCCAUUAGAACAAUUUAAUGCUCCGAGAUUACGACUGCAUCUUAUAAUUCGUUCCGCCUUCCGUGGAACUACUGUUCGUAUCCAUUCUGCAUUAAUUGGCUCCUUUUGUUCUCGACUUUUUUUUGUGUAAUCUCGCACGAAAGUUCAAUCCUGUGGAAUAUCGACCCCCUAAUAUUGUACCGUAUAUUUGAGAACGCUUUGAACAAUUAAAAUCACUCUUGAUAAGGUGUGAAUUUACGUUAAGCUAUCAAUUUACGACAUCUAAAGACAAUUCUUGAAGCUGUACCUCGGGAUAACCAUGUUUGCAUCUUACGAUUUCUGAUUUAAAAUUACUUAUAAAACGAUUGAAAACCAACUGUAAUUUUUCUGGCAUCACGUACCUAACUACUAAGGUUAUUUUCCUUUACGGAAAAGCAUCAGAUUUUGACGCUUUUACAUUGACGUAACCUUACUGUCUUACUACAUUUUAUGGAAAAAAAUAUCUGGAAGCCAUUCCGGUUUCCAAUAACACUGUAUACAUCUCACGACGAUCUUCUCAAGAAUCAACUCCGAUAGUGAUUCAUGGAUCACAUAGGGUGAUUAGCAUGUCUGCAUUUGAACUUAUCAGUAUUGGAGCGUUUCUAUUAAAUCUAUCUUUAUCCGGUUGCAACUGGUGAAUAUCGUCGAUUUUGGAAAGAGUUCGCCACUACUUCUACAUACCUACACUGUAACAUUGUUGCUGUCAAAACACACAGCUGUAAUGGGAAACAAUACAGCAAAACUGAUUACGUUA